CCAAUUUACGUAACACCAGCACUGCAUUUUUUUAUCAUCUCCGCGGAAACCAUUUAAAUAUGGCCCCAAUUUCGAUUCGAAGCAGAAAUUAGAAAUAAAAAAAAUGGAGAAAUCGCUGUUGAUUGUGUUUCUGCUCAUCUCGCUGGUUGGAAAUUUAGGGGUUUAUGCAUUGUACGGACCAUCGUCACCCGUUGUUCAGCUCAAUCCGAACAAUUUUAAGUCCAAGGUCCUUAAUUCAAACAGUGUAGUUUUAGUUGAGUUUUUUGCACCGUGGUGUGGCCAUUGUCAAGCACUGACGCCCACUUGGGAGAAGGCGGCCAAUGUCUUGAAGGGUGUAGCUACUGUGGCGGCUCUCGAUGCCGAUGCUCACAAGUCUCUAGCUCAGGAAUAUGGAAUCAGAGGUUUUCCCACCAUUAAGGUCUUUGUACCAGGGAAAGCUCCGGUAGAUUAUCAAGGAGCCAGGGAUGCCAAGCCCAUCGUUGAGUUUGCAUUGAAACAGGUUAAAACACUCCUUAAAGAUCGUCUGGAGGGGAAAUCUACCGAAGGAUCUAGCAAAAAAUCAGAACCAAGUGCAUCAGUGGAAUUGAACUCGCGUAAUUUUGAUGAGUUGGUUCUCAAAAGCAAGGAUCUCUGGGUCGUGGAGUUUUUUGCUCCUUGGUGUGGACAUUGCAAGAAGCUUGCUCCUGAGUGGAAGAAGGCCGCCAACAGUCUGAAGGGCCAAGUGAAAUUGGGGCAUGUGGACUGUGAUGCAGAAAAAUCCUUGAUGAGCAGGUUCAACGUGCAAGGAUUCCCUACUAUUUUGGUGUUUGGUGCAGACAAAGACAGCCCUUUUCCAUAUGAAGGUGCCAGAUCAGCAUCAGCAAUCGAGUCAUUCGCUUUGGAGCAGCUUGAAACAAAUGCUGCCCCUCCUGAAGUCACUGAAUUAACCAGCCAAGAUGUUGUGGAAGAGAAGUGUGGUUCAGCUGCAAUAUGCUUUGUUGCCUUUCUUCCCGAUAUAUUGGACUCCAAGGCCGAGGGAAGAAAUAAGUAUCUCGAGCAGUUGCUAUCAGUUGCAGAGAAGUUCAAAAAGAGUCCUUACAGUUACCUCUGGGCAGCUGCCGGUAAGCAACCUGAUCUUGAGAAGCAUGUUGGAGUUGGUGGCUAUGGAUAUCCAGCUCUGGUGGCCCUAAAUUUAAAGAAGAAAGCUUAUGCCCCUCUCAAGAGCGCAUUUGAGCUUGAACAUAUCAUAGAGUUUGUUAAAGAAGCUGGACGAGGUGGAAAGGGCAAUUUACCUUUAGAGGGCAGCCCUGUAAUUGAGAAGACCGAACCAUGGGACGGUAAAGACGGGCAAAUAAUCGAGGAAGACGAGUUCUCCCUGGAUGAGCUUAUGGGAGAAGACAGUGUAAGCAAGGACGAGCUGUAGCACCACUUUUAAAUCAUUUUUCAUUUUUACACCUUAGAAAACAAGAAUUCGACCUAAAAAAAAAACAUUUUUUUGACUAUGACGAGUUGUGUAUUGCUUCACGAAUCUACAUUAGCCAUAGCCCUUUCGGAUUCUUUAGUUUAUCUGAUGUAAUAUGAAUUCAAGGGCAAUUCAGUUUGAGUUGAUUUUGCUGUGAUUCCACGAACAAUUGGGUUCGGAUGAAAUCGCUUAGGUAACAAGUACAAUACUUGUGCACAUGCCUAUAUCACUCGUGUAUAUUGCAUAGUUAUAUAUACCUCUACCAACAGAUAAGUCAGUGCACGUAUAGGCGAGCAUCCGAUUUAUUCAGACAGAGAAAUAUUUUUGUGGUGUAUUAAAGGAACUUGUACAGGACAUUCUUAACAAUAUGAUCAGCAACUAGUUUAUUAGUAUGCUGUGUCGGGUGAAAUGCGUCCCAAAACACGUACUUUUCUGCAUCUCUACACGUGAAAGGGUUUUGUUCGUUGCAAAUGUAUCCCAUCUCGAAUGUUCCAGUCGCACAACACGCGGUUCGAGAGACAUCAAACCCUUAUUUUGAUGGGUUUGUAAUGAUUCGUAGAAGCUUAUAGUAAGGAUUGGAGAAAACGAGUCGCAACCCAGGCAACUCCUUGUUUAACCCCAUCACCAAAUCACACAACUUUGCAUUGAAGCUCAUGGCCACCACAUUGUAAUCUUCCCUGCAUUCAUUCCUAUUUGCCACAUUUUGAGCCCUUUCUAAGGGCAUACAACCCAUAGGAGGAAGCCCACCAAGACUGAUCUUACGUGCCCCGAGCCCGUGAAGGUCGUGGAUGAAAUUUCUAGCAAUCCCGAUGAGGAAUUCUUUGUAUUCAUCGAUCGUGUACUGCAAUUUCCUUUGUCUCGGUGGAAAAGCGUAGUAGUUUUCUAAGAAGUCGUUCGUCCCGAUGCUUAACAUGUGCAAUGAAUUGGUGAUGGUGUUCUUGGCCUUCUUGUCACCAAGAUAGGCUCUUAGUUUAGUUUGGUACUCUUUGUAGUACUCCAACUCCCUCCAUAAAGGAAUCACCCCCUAGCACAUCAGAGGUCGCGUUAUCAUAUCCAGUUCCAGCAGAAGCAAAAGUGACUCCCACGGAAAAAGUUGUAAUGUUAUACUCGGGAUCCAAAUAUGCCGGCACAGUGGGCCGGAGGCCCAAAGCCUCCGAGAUAAAGUCUGUGGCGACCCGCCCGUUCGAAAACCUACCUGUGGGCUUCCCGCCUUCGAAAUCACGACCAUACGGCUCGAAAUUGCUCCGAGCAAUCGUGGGGACAUAGUUGUUGUUACCGGCAUCAACUGACGAGUCCCCAAACACGAUGACCGCCGGCAAUUUGGCUCUUGUUGUCGUUAUUAUAAGGAGUAGAAAGUAAUGAAAGCAUAAUAAUGUUGUGUAUGAUAAUAAAAUUUUUGUCAUGACGCAAUAUUUCUU
Messenger RNA from Striga asiatica, 2859 nucleotides. NCBI's taxonomy places the organism in Eukaryota, Viridiplantae, Streptophyta, Magnoliopsida, Lamiales, Orobanchaceae. The record is from the annotation of a GenBank genome assembly.